GCAUCAAGCUGCGUGAAGCCAACCAGCAGCAGCAGUUCAACAGAAAUGUAGAGGACAUAGAGCUGUGGCUAUAUGAAGUGGAGGGCCACCUGGCUUCAGAUGAUUAUGGAAAAGACCUGACAAGUGUUCAGAACCUGCAGAAGAAACAUGCACUGCUGGAGGCUGAUGUGGCAGCUCACCAGGAUCGGAUUGAUGGCAUAACAAUCCAGGCCCGCCAGUUCCAGGAGGCUGGCCACUUUGAUGCUGACAACAUCCGCAAGAAGCAAGAGGCUUUGGUGGUUCGGUAUGAAGCUCUGCGUGAACCCAUGGCUGCACGCAAGCAGAAGCUGUCAGACUCUCUAAGGCUGCAGCAGCUGUUCAGAGAUAUUGAAGAUGAGGAGACUUGGAUCCGUGAGAAAGAGCCCAUCGCUGCCUCUACUAACAGAGGCAAAGACUUGAUCGGUGUCCAGAACUUGCUGAAGAAGCACCAGGCUCUGCAGGCUGAAAUCACAGGUCACGAGCCUCGCAUUAAGGCUGUCACCCAGAAGGGAGAAGCUAUGGUGGAGGAAG
Neolamprologus brichardi is the source of this 549-nucleotide messenger RNA. Lineage: Eukaryota; Metazoa; Chordata; Actinopteri; Cichliformes; Cichlidae. The record is from RefSeq and is a predicted model, not a curated record.